Ricinus communis (castor bean) is the source of this 1896-nucleotide messenger RNA. Its product is annotated as serine/threonine protein phosphatase 2A 57 kDa regulatory subunit B' beta isoform. Gene Ontology annotation, biological process: signal transduction. The record is from RefSeq and is a predicted model, not a curated record. Lineage: Eukaryota; Viridiplantae; Streptophyta; Magnoliopsida; Malpighiales; Euphorbiaceae. Gene Ontology annotation, cellular component: protein phosphatase type 2A complex. The transcript is spliced from 2 exons. Gene Ontology annotation, molecular function: protein phosphatase regulator activity. The coding region runs from base 287 to 1681 and encodes 464 amino acids.
UUUGUUGCUUCUGGGACAAAUUCUAUAUUCUAUCAUCGGAUAUUACAAUCUCUUCUCUAUACAACAUCGCCUGUCUUCCUGGCCUUUCUUGAAUACUCAAACGAGAAACACAAAGAUAAAGGAGAGAACUUCUAUACAUUCUUCUUCUUCUUUAUUUUUUUUUUUCUUUCAGCACUUUGAGAAAAUAAAAUCCUGAAAUUCUGCAUCCUGAACAGCAGCAAUCUGAUACAAACAGAGAAGCACAGUGAAGCAAAGCAAGGGGAGCAUAUAUUCGGAGUAAGAGAGUAUGAAUGUCUAUAGAAACUCUCCAAAAGCCUCUCCAGGUAGAAAAUCUACCACCCUGCAAUACCUAUUUGAAUUAGAUUCAAAAAAUAACAAUGGCGUUAUCUCUUCCAGUCCAAAAACUAGCAAGCACUCUCCCUCCGAGUCAGAGAAUGAAAGCAUUCUCUCUACUAUAUCUCACUGCUCUGUUAUCUUCACAUUCACUGAUUCUUUGGAGUCUCCCUCUCAGCAAGAUUUCAAGCGAUACAAGCUCAUCCAGCUCCUUUCCACUGUGAAAUCUGCCAAGAAGCCACUUCCUGAUCAAGUUUUGUCCGCUCUUAUAUCCAUGAUAUCCGCCAACCUGUUCCGGCCUCUCCCUCCGUCUAGUAAUAGUGCCAUCCUCACUGCCGACUUGCCUGAUGAUGAAGACCUUUCUUACCCUCUUUCACCUGCAUGGCAACAUCUGCAAAUGGUAUAUGACAUCCUUCUUAGACUAGUCCUCAACGUGGAUCCCAAGAUACUUCGUAGCUAUAUUGAUGAAUCUUUCAUCACCAAUCUUCUCUACCUCUUCCAAUCUGAAGACCCGAGAGAGCGCGAGAGUUUGAAGAAUGCUUACCACAGGAUAUACUCCAGGUUCACUUUCUACAGGUCCUUCAUGAGGAAAUCAAUGAAUGAUGUCUUCUUGCACUAUGUUUUUGAGUCCGAGAAGCACUGUGGGAUUGGCGAGUUACUUGAGAUAUGGGGAAGCAUCAUCAAUGGUUUCACAGUUCCACUAAAAGAAGAGCACAAGCUGUUCUUGAUGAGAGUGCUUGUACCUCUGCACAAGACGAAAGGGAUGCAAGUUUACCAUAGGCAAUUAUCCUACUGUGUGAAUCAGUUUGUGCAGAAGGAGCCAAUGCUAGGUGGGAUUGUCAUUAGAGGGAUUCUAAGGUAUUGGCCUAUCACUAAUUGCCAGAAGGAGUUUCUGCUUAUUGGUGAGUUGGAGGAACUUGUGGAGAAUAUAGAACCUGAUCAUUAUAGAAAGUUGGCUUUACCUUUAUGUAGUCAAAUUACAAGAUGCUUGAACAGUUGGAACUCACAGGUUGCAGAACGAGCAUUGUACAUCUGGAACAACGAACAAUUUGUGAAAAUGGCAUCAUCAGCAAUAAAAGAUGUGUUCCCAGUGAUAGUGGAAGCGAUGGAAAAGAACCUGAAGUGGCAUUGGAGCAAGAGUGUGAAGCAACUGACAGAAAAUGUGAAAGGAAUGCUACAAGAAAUGGAUCCAAACUUGUACGAUAAGUGCCUGCAAGAAAUGGUAGACAAAGAAAACUUGGCCAGGCAAGAAGAGAUUAAGAGAAAGGAAAGAUGGGAAAGAAUAGAACUGGAAGCAGCCAAGAACCAGUUUCUCCAACCACAGCAGUUUCUAUGCCUUUCCCAUUGAUAAUUCUGUGGCCAAAUGCAUUUGAGAUCACUAAUUGCUGUGCAUUUAAUUUUGUUAGUAUAGAAGUUUUAGCAGAAACAAUUAUUUUAUUGGGUAUCCAACAGGUAAUAUAAGCUGGAACCUGGAAGGUUUGUGAAUACCUAAAGUGUUUGUCCAAUUUUGAUAAGCCAUUUUUUCUUUCUAGAUGGUCUAAAAAUAUAAGUCACUUUUUUUUA